UUGACAUACGGAAGUGGCUUAUCCGGAAGUUGUUCUUCAUAAGGUUGUUGUUCUGUCCUCCGAUAAAACUAAAAGUGUCAAAUCAGCCAGAGAUCUAAACUAAACGCAUAUAAGAAACGUCUACGUUCGCAAAACAUCUCCAGGUGUUGCACAUUGAGCCUGCUCUGUGUCGCUCAUGGUUGAGCUGGAGACUGUGGAUCGAGCCUGACGUAAGAUGGCCUGUGUAGAUGAACCUCCAGAGAAGCACUGCUGGGUGUGUUUUGCCACGGAGAAGGAGGAUCGAGCUGCAGAAUGGGUCAGCCCAUGCCGGUGUAAGGGCUGCACUAAGUGGAUCCAUCAGUCUUGCUUACAGCGAUGGCUGGACGAAAAACAGAAGGGAAACAGCGGAGGAGCCGUCAGCUGCCCGCAGUGUGGCACAGAAUACCGGAUAGUUUUCCCCAAAAUCGGCCCUCUGGUGUACUUCCUUCAGCAGGUCGACAGAGUUCUGUCCAGGGCCAGUCCGUUCGCCGCAGCUGGAGUCGUGGUGGGCACCAUCUAUUGGUCGGCCGUUACUUAUGGUGCCGUCACGGUUAUGCAGGUGGUGGGCCAUAAGAAGGGUCUGGAUGUGAUGGAGCGAGCAGAUCCUCUCUUCUUACUCAUGGGUUUACCCACCAUCCCUGUCAUGCUGGUACUGGGGAAGAUGAUUCGCUGGGAGGAUUAUGUGGUGCGGCUUUGGCAGCGACACUCCUCUAAGCUUCAGAUCUUCAGUGGGCUUGUACCUGGUAUGGGCCAUCCUCAACCCCGCAUCCCAGUGGAGGGCAGUUACGGAGGAGACCAUCUCUCUGUGUCUCGCACCCUGUGCGGCGCCCUCAUCUUCCCCUCCAUCGCCAACCUUUUGGGACGCCUCCUGUUCCGCAGGGUCACGUCAAACCUGCAGCGCACCUUCAUGGGUGGCAUUGCGUUUGUGGUGAUCAAGGGAGUGCUUAAAGUAUAUUUCAAACAGCAACAGUACCUCAUCCAGGCCAACAGACACAUCCUGAAUUACCCAGAGCCCGAAGGACGAGCAGAUGGCACUUUUGAGGACGACAAUGAAAACAGUGGCAAUGAAUGAAGAUUAUGCACUUGAGAAAACAACAAAUACACUGUAGUAUAGGAUUCUCAGAAUAAAGAGAGACAUAUUUAUGAAUGUAUAAAGACCUAAUUUCUCAGUUUCACAUGGCUCUAAGUCAGCACAAACACAUGUUUGCUAUGUGUUACUAAAAUGCAAGGAUGAGUGAAAUUCUUUUAUCUGUGAGAAACGCUUGAUGGGGUGUUAAAGUGCCUGUAAUAGCAAAAUACACCAGUAGAUGGCGACAAAUGCAAAGCUGAAAACUGCACUGUGUAUUGCUGUCUCUGAAGACAUUGUAAUUUAGGCUGCAAAUGUACCAGCAGAAUCAUGUAAACAUUUUGAGAAUGAGUUAAUUGAUUCUGAUUGAAGAUAAAAAGCAAUGGCUCUAUGAUGACAAAAUAAACCCAAAAACAUUCAUGCUUUUAA
Cyprinus carpio (common carp) is the source of this 1513-nucleotide messenger RNA. RefSeq names its product membrane-associated ring finger (C3HC4) 5, like (gene march5l). Gene Ontology annotation, molecular function: zinc ion binding. Lineage: Eukaryota; Metazoa; Chordata; Actinopteri; Cypriniformes; Cyprinidae. The record is from RefSeq and is a predicted model, not a curated record.